This is a messenger RNA of Elaeis guineensis (African oil palm), 476 nucleotides long. RefSeq lists its product as uncharacterized. NCBI's taxonomy places the organism in Eukaryota, Viridiplantae, Streptophyta, Magnoliopsida, Arecales, Arecaceae. The record is from RefSeq and is a predicted model, not a curated record.
AAAUUAGGGCACGAUUUUUUCUUUCCCUCUAAAGGCCUUCGGCCUUCGGCCCAAGUUCCGUGCUAUCUAAUGGGGGCGGAAGAGGAGCAGCGGAGAGAGAAUGGCGUGGUCGGGGUUGGGGAGAGGUCCAAACCGAUCUCAGAAGCACAGUUCCUCGCCUGGAAACGCCAAAAGGAUGCUGAAACAUCAGCAAGAAGAGCUGAAACAACUCGCAAACGUGCAGAAGAUAUAGCUGCAGGAACAGUGCAGAUGAAUGGCCGUGAGCUUUUCCUCCAUGAGCCUUGGGUCUUUGAUAAUGAUCGUUAUUGAGAUUCUUGAGAUGUAGUGAUAGAACACAAGUUAUAAACAAUUUCUUCUGCUGAAAUUUUAUUUCUUGGUAUAUUGUGUUUUUAUUUUCUUGAUAUGUGCAAAUUACUGUAAGGUUUAAUUCAAGAAACCAAAUUUGCCUUUCAAUAAAGAGCCAAGUAUCCGGAACC